This is a messenger RNA of Rhipicephalus microplus (southern cattle tick), 786 nucleotides long. RefSeq lists its product as uncharacterized. Lineage: Eukaryota; Metazoa; Arthropoda; Arachnida; Ixodida; Ixodidae. The record is from RefSeq and is a predicted model, not a curated record.
GACAAGCUGCGCCAGGCAGCUGCGUUCGGCGAGAUGGGACACGAGUGCGCGCGUCGUGGGCGCUGUAAGAGUCGUGGGGCGACCUGCAGGCCUUCGCUUCUUGACCGCUCGCUUCUGUGCGGCUGCCCGACCAACAAGUCCGCCUACGACCGCUUCUACGAUGUCUGCCACAAGGGGCAGGCCUUGCACAGGGUGGCUCUGAUCUCGUCUGUGCUGAUCACUCUCACGGGAGUGGCGCUAGCUGUGGCCAGCCUUCUCGGCAACCUGCGCCAGCGGUGCUACGAGGGAACGGGUGCCCACGAGGAUGCCACUUUCAAGAUCCCGGAGUGGGCCGAGCCGGACAGCUACUACAUGUCCACGCGGUUCUGGGUGUCCGAGCAGCCGUACUUUGCCAUGGACCACCGUGAAGCGAGGCUGCCUCCCAAGAAGUACUUCUCCUGGUAGCAGCCUGCAAGCCUCAGCCGGCUUCACCGUCUUAGUUAACACGUCCCGGCCGGCACACGAGAGGCUCGCGCCAGGUUUCGAACAAGCGCUUGGAAUUUUCGCCCAGUGAAACGUGAACAAUUGUCAUAUUGCGCUUCGCUCACGUCACUGGGGCAUUUUCAUUCCACAUUUUUUAUUGUCCUACUCACAAGAACAAGCGCUUCGUAGUUUUUGUUAUCCGUUAUAAGUUUUGGCAAAAACGGUGUGAAAAUGCGGGACUGUGAAACGGCGACUUGGACGCAACGUGCAGGACAGACGCAUGUAUUUGGAUGGAACGUUACCUGCGUGGCAAGCUAUUUGUGC